This is a messenger RNA of Penicillium chermesinum, 1077 nucleotides long. RefSeq names its product ribokinase. The record is from RefSeq and is a predicted model, not a curated record. Bases 1 to 1077 code for a protein of 358 amino acids. NCBI's taxonomy places the organism in Eukaryota, Fungi, Ascomycota, Eurotiomycetes, Eurotiales, Aspergillaceae. Gene Ontology annotation, biological process: D-ribose metabolic process. The transcript has a single exon. Gene Ontology annotation, molecular function: ribokinase activity.
AUGGCCAUCCAAACGAGUCCUGCUUUGCCGCUCCAGAAACCCCGUAUCGCUAUCAUCGGAAGUCUGAAUAUAGAUUUCGUGACUGCAACUCCCCGAUGCCCCGGCCCAGGCGAAACAUUGACAGCAACUUCACUGAGCGUAUCGGCGGGCGGCAAAGGCGGGAACCAAGCAGUCGCAUGUGGACGCGCUUCGUUUCAAACGAAGGAAGAGCAAGAUGUUAACGUGACAAUGAUUGGAGCCGUGGGCGCCGAGGACGUUUAUUAUUCGACAUUAUUACAACCAGCCCUCGUGAGUUCAGGCGUCAGCACAUCAACCAUCGAAGAGUCAACCAAGGCUCAGACGGGGUCUGCCACUAUCAUUGUGGAAGACGGGGGCGAGAACCGCAUUCUUUAUGUCCCUGGUGCCAAUUAUGGCGAUUUCAUGAGUGAUGUGUCGCAGAUUGUCUCGGUAAUUAAGCAGCAGGCCGAAAAGCCAUCGGUCGUUGUUAUGCAGGGAGAGAUCCCCCGACAGACGACAUUGGGGCUGUUGAAGUACUUUAAUGGAGGCGAUUCAAUCGCCGGGCGCACGCAUGUCGUGUUCAACCCGGCACCAGUGUUCCCGGAAGGCAUCCCUCUGGCAGCUUUAAACAACACCUCGGUGCUCAUUAUGAACGAAACCGAGGCCGUGCAAAUGUUGAGAUUAAUUGCUGGAUUAUCCAUCUCCGAUCUUGCUCAGCCGGCGGAGAUGGAUACCCUGAGGCCCGAGGACCUGGCACCCCGCUUCCAUGAGGUCGCCAAGGUGCAGAUUGUCUUGAUUACGCUCGGAGCGAAGGGUGUCUAUUUCUCCACGCGUAGUGGGCGCUCAGGUACUGUGCAGGGUGUCAAGGUGGCCAAGGUGAUAGAUACCACUGCUGCGGGAGAUACGUUUGUGGGCUAUUUCUCAGCUGAAUUAGCAAGAGUCCUCGCCACUGGGUCAGAGCUGGAAAGGUUCGAUGAGUAUAUUCAGGAUGCUGUGACAAAGGCGAAUUCUGCCGCCGCAAAAUGCGUGCAGCGACAUGGUGCGAUGGAGAGUGUCCCUUUUGCGUAUGAAUUGGCGUAA